AUGAAAGAGCAUGUGAAGGUAGUGACCUUAAAGAGUGGAAAGAACCUCAUAGAGAGUGAACCUAUGAAAAAGUCUGUUGAACCCCAAGACCUAAUUGAGAUGGAGGUCACAACAUCCAGUUCAGAUAUUGUCACACCCACCUUAAAAGAUAAGGGAAAAUCAAUAGAAAUAGGACCACUUCCUAAGAAAGCAGACUUUCCCUUGUUAUUUCCAAAUGAAGGCAAAAAGAAGGUAUCAUUYCAGAAUGAUAUUGGAACAUCUUCUUCUGAAAGUAACAAGAAUGUUGAGUCACCAGUCCCUCAUAGUGAACCUAUCAUCAUCCAGGAACCCCCUAGUCAGUCCUCUAAAAAACCAGUCAUAGCUCAUAUUCCUCCUUAUAUACCUUUUCCACAAAGAUUGAGGAAUCAGAAAGAGAAGUUGCAGUUCAAGAAGUUCUUUGAUGUGUUCAAACUGUUACAUAUCAACAUCCCGUUGGUUGAAGCUAUUGAACAAAUGCCAAGUUAUGCAAAAUUCCUCAAAGACAUUUUGAGCAAGAAAAAGAAGUUGAACGAAUUUGAGACUGUAGCCCUAACAAAAGGUGGGAAUGAAAUUGGAAAGGCUUUAUGUGAUUUAGGUGCCAGUAUUAACCUCAUGCCCUUGUCAGUAUUCAAUACCUUAGGCAUAGAUCAAGUCUUGAGAAGAUGCAUUCCGAAAACAGAGGUAACAAAAAUCUUGGAAGAUUGUCACAAGGCAUCAUAUGGUGGCCAUUUUGGCGGACAAAGAACGACAGCCAAGGUAUUACAGUUUGGUUUCUUUUGGCCAACACUUUUUCAAGAUGCUCAUAAUUUUUCCAAAAGAUGUGACGAAUGCCAGAGAAGUGGCUCAAUUUCCCAAAGGAAUGAAAUGCUUUUAAAUAGAUAUUUGGAGGUUGAAUUAUUUGAUGUUUGGGGAAUUGAUUUUAUGGGACCAUUUCCUCCAUCUAAUAAUUGCCAAUAUAUUUUAGUCGCCGUUGACUUUGUGUCAAAAUGGGUGGAAGCAGUGGCAUGUGUUUCAAAUGAUGCAAAAACCGUGGUUAAGUUCCUCCACAAACAAAUAUUCUCAAGAUUUGGCACCCCAAGAGCACUAAUCAAUGACGAGGGUACUGAUGAGCUGAAAUCGUAA
Cynara cardunculus var. scolymus (artichoke) is the source of this 1140-nucleotide messenger RNA. RefSeq lists its product as uncharacterized. The record is from RefSeq and is a predicted model, not a curated record. The transcript has 3 exons. The coding region runs from base 1 to 1140 and encodes 379 amino acids. Gene Ontology annotation, biological process: DNA integration. Lineage: Eukaryota; Viridiplantae; Streptophyta; Magnoliopsida; Asterales; Asteraceae. Gene Ontology annotation, molecular function: nucleic acid binding.